AUGGUGCUCUCGCAGGCUCGCGAAGGACGAGAUGAAGGGGGAAAAAGCAAAGAAGAUGAAAAUUUCUCCUGCGCUGCCGAUUUUUACGAGGAUCAGAAAUCUACGAGACAGAAUGGGGACCGCUCUACGGAGUACAUGGGACAGGAGGCCGGACAGCUUGUUUUUUCGUCUUCGUCGUCUUCUUCUUCUUCUUCUUCUUCUUCUUCUUCUCAGCUUCUGUCUGGCGAUUACUUAUCAUCGCAUGGGGUGUUGCUCCCUGUCCUUCCGCUGCUUCUCCAGACACGCAUAUCAGCCACAGCCAGCGCCCUUGCUGGCCGGAGGAUGGACUGA
Molecule: messenger RNA, 330 nt
Organism: Trichophyton benhamiae CBS 112371
Lineage: Eukaryota; Fungi; Ascomycota; Eurotiomycetes; Onygenales; Arthrodermataceae
Exons: 1
Coding region: 1-330 (109 amino acids)
Source: RefSeq, a predicted model, not a curated record